Molecule: messenger RNA, 2714 nt
Organism: Papaver somniferum (opium poppy)
Lineage: Eukaryota; Viridiplantae; Streptophyta; Magnoliopsida; Ranunculales; Papaveraceae
Product: putative glycerol-3-phosphate transporter 4
Exons: 4
Coding region: 761-2368 (535 amino acids)
Biological process (GO): phosphate ion homeostasis; transmembrane transport
Cellular component (GO): membrane
Molecular function (GO): glucose 6-phosphate:phosphate antiporter activity
Source: RefSeq, a predicted model, not a curated record
ACGAAAUCAAAAACUGGCAUGAACAUGGAUAUACAUAAACUCUUUUUCCAGAGCCCACAAUAGAAAUUGAAUGCUUCAGCGGCACCCUUAGAUAUUUUACAAAGGCGUCGUAUGAGACAGGGAGGCAUAUAUCAUUCAUCGACCUCUUGAAGAAAACAUCAUCUGUGCUUGUUGUUGUCCUUUAUUUUCUCGAGUAUUUUCUUCGCACUUUCGUAUUAUCUUUCUUGAAGAUCUUGACAUCCAUCUUUUUGGUUCUGAUGUUGACCGGUUCCAAUGACACGUCAUCACAUAAUGUCUACGUGGCAUGAUGAUACGACCCAUUUCACUCUUUCUUCUGGCUACAAAAACACUUUCGAGGUUACCGUACAGUUCCACCUUAUUAGUAGUUCCUGAUAAUCUAGAGAGAGAGAAAGAGAAAUUGUGUGUGUGAAUUCCAGGGAAAAGGGUGAAAUUUGAAAAUUACGUUCACGUUCUUCAUUUAUCCAAUCAAAGAUUGUUAUUCCGAGUAUUUCGUUUUUUCUUCUUCCCUCGUAAUCAUAAUCAAUCUUUUUCAUUUGCAAAAAACAGAAUAAAACAAAUUAGCUUCUCUUUAUAUUUCUCUGGUUGAUCAAACCUCGAUUAAUUUCUGAAAAAAGAACCUGAAGAUAAAAAAGAAGACGGACAUUAUAUGUGUUCAUUACGUCAAAACCAUGUGUUUGGGUUGCAAUAUUAAUCUUGUUUUUCUUCAAUUUCAUUGAUUUUUAAGGGUUAUUGUAACAGUAUGCCAAUGAUGCGACAAAGAAUUCCACCAGGAAUUCAUCUUAUAAGAAGCUUAAGAGGCAAAGAAUGGAGUCUAACUACUUACAGAUACGUAGUUCUUUUACUAACAUUCAUAGCAUACGCUUGCUACCAUGCUUCUAGAAAACCUACAAGCAUUGUUAAGAGUAUAUUGGAUCCAGAACCUGUUCACCGUGGUUUAACUCAUCCCUGGCCACUCGGGGAAGUUUUUAUCAAGGAGACUGUGAUGGUUGGUAAUCUCACCGCUUCUCCUGGAAAGGGAUGGGUUCCUUUCGACGGAAAAGAUGGCACAGCUAAGUUGGGAGAGAUCGAUGUUGCAUUCCUCGCAUUUUAUUCUGCAGGAAUGUACCUGGCAGGGCAUCUUGGAGACACACUUGACCUCCGGUUGUUUUUGACAACUGGGAUGAUUGGGAGUGGAAUAUUUGUUGGACUUUUCGGGAUGGGUUACUUUUGGAAUAUACACGUGUUUUGGUUUUAUCUUGUUAUGCAAAUGAUUGCUGGAUUGUUUCAAGCCACUGGGUGGCCUUCUGUAGUUGCUGUUAUCGGCAAUUGGUUCGGGAAAAGAAAAAGAGGUUUGAUAAUGGGUAUUUGGAACGCUCAUACAUCUGUUGGUAAUAUUACUGGUUCCCUUCUUGCUGCAUCUGUUUUACAGCAUGGAUGGGGUUGGUCUUUCAUUCUUCCCGGGGCCUCUAUAUUUUUGGGUGGAAUCAUGGUUUACUUGUUCUUGGCUGCUUAUCCUGAAGAUGUUGGGUUUGCUUGUACGAAUGGAAUGGUCUCCAGUGAAGCAGAGGAACUACCUAAAGAUGGGCAAGCUCAGAUUUUAAAAGGAAAUGAUGUAGAAGCAGAAAGAAAGCCAGACCAUGGCUCAAGGGAGAGGGGUGCUGCUGUUGGCAUUUUGGAAGCUUUUCGGAUACCUGGAGUUAUACCAUUUGCCCUGUGCCUCUUCUUUGCAAAGCUUGUGGCAUAUACAUUUUUGUAUUGGUUGCCGUUUUAUCUAAGCCAGACUGAAAUUGGUGGAGAAUAUGUAUCUGUAAAGUCAGCUGGAAACCUUUCUACUCUGUUUGACGUGGGGGGAAUUGUUGGUGGGAUCCUUGCUGGGUACAUAUCCGAUAAACUUAAUGCACGUGCCAUUACGGCAGCAAGUUUCAUGUAUGCUGCAAUUCCUGUGUUGGUCCUCUAUCGUAUAUAUGGGGGUAUUUCCAAGACUUGGAACAUCUUAUUGAUGAUGCUCGCGGGGCUGUUUGUGAAUGGGCCCUACGCACUGAUUACAACUGCAGUUUCUGCGGAUCUUGGCACACACAAAUCUUUGAAAGGGAACUCCAGAGCACUGGCAACAGUGACUGCAAUCAUUGAUGGUACUGGAUCAGUUGGUGCAGCUUUGGGCCCCCUUCUUACAGGAUUUAUUUCUACCAAAGGUUGGGAUGAAGUUUUCUUCAUGCUUUGUGUCGGGGCUCUUAUUGCCGGUCUUCUUUUGUCACGCCUUGUUUUCGAUGAAUUUUGCGAACGGAAAUCUGAGCGAAAAUCCAAACAGAACGCUCCAACUAUUGUCUCAGGUGUGACUCAACCUCUUCUGGUAGAUCAAAGUUCAUAAUCAUGACUACGAGGGUAUAGAAAAAGAAAGUCCUCUUGAAUUUUCUGUCUGAAAAUUCCCACAGUUUAAAAAACAAAAACAGAAACAAAAACAAGUUAAGAUUAUACAAAGAGAAGCAAAUGGGGAUCACCGUGGUCUUUGGCUGUUCUUUUCUUUCUUCCCUUUUCCUGGGUUUCUUGUAUGCAUUUGUAAUAUCUAACUGUUGUCAAAUCUCGAGUUUUGUUUUUGGUUUGCUGGACUACGUCCAUUGACUGCAGUUAUACAAGUUAUUUACCAUGUAGACUUUUGUACUGUGAAUGUUUGUCUUUUGUAAUCAGAAGAGAAAGCCAGAAGGUAUUACAACCUA